Messenger RNA from Phytophthora infestans T30-4, 990 nucleotides. RefSeq names its product Mitochondrial Carrier (MC) Family. Gene Ontology annotation, cellular component: peroxisomal membrane. Lineage: Eukaryota; Oomycota; Peronosporomycetes; Peronosporales; Peronosporaceae. The record is from RefSeq and is a predicted model, not a curated record. The transcript has 5 exons. Gene Ontology annotation, molecular function: FMN transmembrane transporter activity; AMP transmembrane transporter activity; ATP transmembrane transporter activity. Bases 1 to 990 code for a protein of 329 amino acids.
AUGGAAACGCUCGCGCACGGCAUCGCAGGCAGCGCGGGUGGCAUGCUGGCCAUGGCGCUGCUGUACCCGCUGGACCAGAUCAAGACCAUCAUGCAAGUGAAUACUAGCGAGACGGAAGAAGAUGCAGAGCAGCAGAUUGGAAAAGCGGACUCAACCAAACUCAGAGCUCCAACGAGGCACUUCUGGGCCCAAGUGGCGGAGAUCCUCAAGACGAAAAAGUGGCAAGUUUAUCAGGGUCACGUGUCCACACAGAUCGCGCUCGGAGGGUCGAACUUCGUCUACUUUUUCUGCUACAAUGGCUUAAAGACGCACCUUCUGAAGCGACAGAACCGACAAAUAAGCGGCAACAUCACCCCUGUGCAGAAUCUUUUGCUGUCGUGUCUUGCUGGUGUUAUCAACGUGUACAUUUGUGCACCGUUAUGGGUUGCCAACAUGCGUCUUAAGUCGAAAGAUGCUGCAGAGUACUCAGGCGUGCUUGAUUGUCUGCGCAAGGUCACCGCUAACGAAGGCUUCCUCUCGCUUUGGAACGGCACGCUGGCAUCGCUGGUGUUGGUGUCGAACCCGGUGAUUCACUACGUCAGCUACGAGCGCAUGAAGAUCGCGCUUCAAAAGAAACGCCAUGACACAGGCCUCGCUGAAGCCGCGCUCUCCGCACUUGAUAUUUUCCUGCUCGGUGCGCUGGCCAAGUCGUUCACGACGGUUGUCACGUAUCCGCUACAAGUUGCGCAGUCGCUGAUGCGCACCCAGCAGAAGACAGGAAAGUCGUUAGAAGAGAAGCCGACUCGAGCCACAGGAUUGGCAGGCUGCCUCGCCCAGAUCUACGCCGACAGAGGCGUGGCCGGAUACUUUGCUGGCCUUCAGGCCAAGCUGCUGCAAACUGUGUUGACCGCGGCGAUCUCCCUUGUCACGUACGAGAAACUGCUGGCGCUUAUCUUGUUGAUGAUGCGACAGCAGGUGAAACCUGUCAAUGCUCAAAAGGUGGCGGCGUAA